CCAGCAACUCAAUUUCUCAACAUGUCACAUCCACGUCGGGCAUCUAUGGAAAGUCGCCAUUCCACGUCCAAGUGGGCGCAAACCACUGCGCCCACCCUUCGUGAUUCCGACUCCGUAUCAUGUGCAUCUUCGAUAGAUACGCAGGGCGAUCGAGAAGGAUUGGGAAGAGCUCUGACUGCACAUACAAGUAGAGCCUCUGAUCAUAUGUCUCUAGCGGAGCGGGUGACAACAAUUCCGACCAACAUGACAUCGGAUCCGAACUACGAGGUCGAUUGGGAGGGUGAAACCGAUCCACAAAACCCCAAGAAUUGGAAGCUUUGGUACAAGUCUAUGAGCAUGGUAUUCUUGUCAUGGAAUACUUUGAUUGUUGUUCUAUAUUCCACUUCCUACACUUCAGGUGUGCAGCAAAUUAGCAAGGAGUUCGAUACUUCCACUACUGUCGUCACUCUCGGAUUGACUGUUUAUCUGGUUGGACUCGCGAUUGGAUCAAUGUUCACGGCGCCUCUCAGCGAAGUUUAUGGUCGAAAGCCGGUCUGUGUGGUCUGCCUGGCACUAUUCACCGUUCUGAUCAUUCCAUGUGCUGUUGCGAAAUCGGUGACAACCCUGCUGGUGGUCCGUUUCUUCGGUGCUUUCUUUGGUAGCGUCAUGAUCUCGACGGCACCGGGCAUGGUCGCUGAUCUGGUGGAUGAUGAGCACCGAGCACUCGCUUUCUCAAUCUGGAGUAUCGGCCCACUGAAUGGACCUGUACUGGGACCCGUCAUUGGCGGGUUCGUGACGCAGUAUCUGGGUUGGCGAUGGAUGUGUUGGAUCGCGCUAAUUCUUUCUUGCGUGGCGCUUGCCUUUGCCCUGAUUCUUCCGGAAACAUACGCACCCACUCUUUUGCAGCGGAAAGCUGCUCGGCUGCGCAAGGAGACGAAUGAUUCGCGAUGGUGGUCCCGCUACGAUCAAAAAUCGACCCUACUCGAAAUACUAGCUCUCAACCUGAGUAGACCGUUUGUGAUGGCUGUCACCGAACCUAUCUGUAUAUUUUGGAACAUUUACAUCGCCAUUGUGUACGCCAUUCUGUAUCUUUGUUUCACCGCGUAUCCCAUCGUCUUCAGGCAAAUUCGUGGGUGGGACCUCGGGUUCUCCGGUCUCGCGUUCCUCGGCAUCGGUGCUGGAGUACUCAUCACGAUCGCCUGUGAGCCGCUGGUUCGUCGGAUGAUCAACAGCCAUCCCAAAGAUCCAGAGACCGGCAGUGUUCAACCCGAAGCCAUGGUGUCCUUUGUGUGCAUUUGCUCUGCGCUCAUUCCAAUAGGUGAGCUUUGGUUUGCGUGGACCUGCUCCCCGGCCUCGAUUCAUUGGAUCGUGCCUUUGCUCGCGGGCAUUCCCUUUGGCGCAGGUAACACGGGUGUCUUCAUCUAUGCGUCGAACUACCUGACGCAUAGUUAUGGUAUGUACGCCGCAUCUGCGAUGGCCGGAAAUUCGGUCAUCCGGAGUGUCCUGGGCGGAGUUCUACCGCUGGUGGGCCCAUACAUGUACAACAGUCUGGGUGCAAACUGGUCCGGCACAUUGUUGGGAUUGCUAGAGGUGGCUAUUAUACCAAUUCCCAUCAUCUUCUACAAGUAUGGCUACAAGAUCCGCAUGAAGAGCACCUUGAUUGUGCGCAUGCAGGAAGACAAGAAGAAGUUGGAAGGGAAACGGGCGCGGAAGACACCGCACCCUUCUCAGGACGCUAAAUCCACCAUGGUGGUCGAGGAUGUGGAAAAGCAGGACUGUCGCGUCUGA
Penicillium diatomitis is the source of this 1767-nucleotide messenger RNA. Its product is annotated as MFS transporter. Gene Ontology annotation, molecular function: transmembrane transporter activity. Gene Ontology annotation, biological process: transmembrane transport. The record is from RefSeq and is a predicted model, not a curated record. NCBI's taxonomy places the organism in Eukaryota, Fungi, Ascomycota, Eurotiomycetes, Eurotiales, Aspergillaceae. The transcript has 4 exons. The annotation marks the transcript as partial.